AUGACAUCAGCCUCGUUCCAUAAUGAUCUACCUACACUUGAGCAAGUGUUGACCCGCAAAACACAGCCACCUGUGUGUUUAUACAAUUUAUACAUUAUCAUGCGUGAUCGCCUACACAUGGAAGAAGUACUUGAUUUCUAUCUCGACGUACAACAUCAUGAGCUGCUUUGGCGCCGCUACGUAAAGACCAUGCGACGAUCCGGGUAUCUGACUGAAGAAGAUUUAGCUGAUGGAUUCCAAUCGCCUCGCGUAUUGAGUCGAUUAUCCCAGGCCAUUUUGAACAGACAUGACUUGACCGACUCGGCACAUCGAAUUUUGUUGCGAUAUUUGGUACCUUCGGCAUCCAAGGAACUGACACAGUUACCGCCGGAAUUGAAAGCAACCAUGCGACGACAGUUGGAGGAUGGCGGUCGGGACGAUCCGCUCGUGUUUACCGAUGGCAAGGAGUAUCUGUUUGAAUAUAUGCGCCGGAACGCGUAUCCCAAAUUCUUACGGUUGAAGGUGUGGGGCAACCUGACGCUGUGGCAGCAAAUGCUUCGAUUAGUCAUAGGCCUUGUUGCCCUGUUGGCCGGUCUUACGGUUGCUUUCAGUUUGAUCUUUCUUGGUUAUCCACAAUGGGGCGUACGAUUUUGGGUAAGCAGUAAUAAAUUAAAUUAA
Molecule: messenger RNA, 657 nt
Organism: Zychaea mexicana
Lineage: Eukaryota; Fungi; Mucoromycota; Mucoromycetes; Mucorales; Lichtheimiaceae
Exons: 2
Coding region: 1-657 (218 amino acids)
Biological process (GO): intracellular protein localization
Cellular component (GO): plasma membrane
Source: RefSeq, a predicted model, not a curated record